AUGAUCGAAGACGGUGCAACUGUUCUCACGGAUACAAGGGCCAUCCCUAUAUUGCUGAUGGAUGUCAAGAUAUUGACGAGUGCCAGCUGCCAGAUAUUUACCCAUGUCAUGGAACCUGCAUCAUUGUGCCUGGGACAUACAGAUGCUUAUCAAAGAAAACCAUCAGGAGCCUUCCAGUGUUGCAGCCCAGAGGUUAAAGUAUAUGCUUAUUCGGCUGCACAAGUUAAGAAAGCUUUGGAGGUCACUCACUACCUAGGUGGUGAAAACUAUGUGUUCUGGGGUGGAAGAGAGGGUUACCAAAGUCUUCUGAAUACUGAUAUGAAUAGAGAACUUGACCAUCUAGCUAACUUUCUUCAAGCUGAUGUUGACUACAAGAAGAAGAUUGGAUUCAACGGAACACUAUUGAUAGAGCCUAAACCACAUGAUCCAACAAAACACCAGUAUGCUACUUACUUC
Molecule: messenger RNA, 456 nt
Organism: Zea mays
Lineage: Eukaryota; Viridiplantae; Streptophyta; Magnoliopsida; Poales; Poaceae
Product: xylose isomerase
Exons: 6
Biological process (GO): carbohydrate metabolic process
Molecular function (GO): xylose isomerase activity
Source: RefSeq, a predicted model, not a curated record